Mytilus californianus (California mussel) is the source of this 1065-nucleotide messenger RNA. RefSeq names its product RNA-binding protein lark-like. The record is from RefSeq and is a predicted model, not a curated record. Gene Ontology annotation, cellular component: nuclear speck. Gene Ontology annotation, biological process: mRNA splicing, via spliceosome. Gene Ontology annotation, molecular function: zinc ion binding; mRNA binding. The transcript is spliced from 8 exons. The coding region runs from base 60 to 806 and encodes 248 amino acids. Lineage: Eukaryota; Metazoa; Mollusca; Bivalvia; Mytilida; Mytilidae.
CUUCCCCCAACGAUGCGUGCGCAGUUUUAAGAAUAUUAGCGUGAUAAAAUAAUUUCAAAAUGCCGCCACAAAUAUCAACAAAGAUUUACAUUGGUAAUUUACCAGAAACAUGUCGAAGAGUGGAACUUCAAAAGAUGUUUGAACUUUAUGGAAAAGUUAUUGAAUGUGACAUAGUUAGAAACUAUGCCUUUGUACACUUUGAAAAUCCAGAUGAAGCUAAAAUGGCACAAGCAAAUUUAGAUGGAACAGAUUUUGAAGGUUCAAAACUGAAAGUUGAGUUAUCACACAGCAAAGUAAGACAAAAACCAGGUAUGGGUGGUAAAGGUGAAUGCUACAGAUGUGGAAAAGAAGGCCAUUGGUCAAAAGAUUGUCCCAAGGGUCCGAUUUCUAACGAUAGAUCAAGACCUAAAGGAGGAGCACCAAUGAGAGACAUGUAUCCCAGAGAUCCUUAUCCUAGAGACCCCUAUGAUGCUUACUACAGAGACAGAUACUUGCCUCCUCCACCAAUGGACAGAUUUGAUAGAUACAGACCAUAUCCAGAUCCUUAUGACAGACGACCUCUGCCUCCUGCAAGGGAUCCACGGGAUCCAUUUAUGAGAGAACGAGACCCAUACGCAAGACCACCUCCAGAGUAUUAUGGAGCAUCAGGAGGAAGAAGGUCCCCAGUUGCACCGGCACCACUUCCUACAAGGGAUCCAUACUAUGACCAUUACUAUGAAAGACGAACAAACUAUCCUAUUCCACCACCACCGCCGGGAACCACUCGCAUGUCGCCACCUAGAAGUCGCAUUCCGGCACCAUAUUGACUGUCGUAGCGGGAGAGAAUGCGCGGAUGAAUGUGAUUAAGGAGAAAGACUUGACAGCGGAUAAUCGUGUAUUCAUGAAGACGGAAAUGGAUUAAAGUCGCAAUUAUUGUAAUAUAUCGCCUUUCAUGACAUUAAUGUAAUUAUCGUGUUAUCAGAAAUUUUACACAUCUUUUAAAUGGAGUGUACAUAGAAGUCAUUGGUUACAUUUUUAUGAAUUCAUAUUGUCGCUAUGUAUCAUCGGAAUAAAUUUGUCUCGUGA